AUGAGCCGUAGCCCAUUCAGCACUCAGAAUGAUCCACUGCUAUUUGAUUCGUAUGACCAACCCGAUCAAUCCUCGCUCUUUGCCCCGACCCCAGAAUAUGCCCCGACCCCCGGAUAUGGCGUCUGCCAGACACCCUCCGUGAUGAGUCUGAUUAGCCCGGAAGACCGCCCAAAUGACGACUUCUCCCCGCAGCACCGAUCUCCUCAAAUAAACCAGAUUCAAUUACUUCAGCUGGAGCCCAAGUUAAAGGAAGUUGUGGGCAAGAAAUUUGCACAGAAAAGUGUUGAAUUAGAUGAUACAACCAUCCUUGUAUCGGUGAAUCAUCGUAAUCAGCCAGACCUCACUCUCUCUUGUGACAAAACCGAAAUGGACUGGCCUGCUGUGGAGAAACAGCUUCUGGUGUGGGGCGACCUUUUCCGUGCUGGGAAGAAACUAACACUGAAUAUGUCAUUCAACUAUACCGAGGGCAGUCACGUCCCAAGGGCCAGCCCAAGAAGGACAGAUAAAAGAGGGACUUCAUCUGCUACCCAGCUUAUGUUGCUUGAGCGGCAAGCAGACAUCAAUGCACAAGAACAGGCCACUGGGCAACCUCCUACUUGGGACCAUGUUUACAGUCUGAUGCGGUGCUCUAGUGGAGCAUGUGAGCUGGGACCGCACUGCUGGCGUGACCCUAUAAGCAAGAAGCAUAUUAAGCUGACAGUACAGAAUCUGAGGGCCCUUGUGAGCUACGCGGAGGAAGGUGGUGUGUUGAAAACCCACGACGACGUCCCUGAAUCAAUCCGUGAAAGGCUAUAUAUACAGGAGCAGCAGCGACUUGAGAGGCAAAAGGGAGGCACUCAGUCCACCAAUGGAUAUCCCCCUAUAAACAUUACCAACGUCCUUCCUGCGCAGGCUUCUCCUCUUUCUGUGCCGACUACACCGACUCCGAUGCCGACUACGGGUCCAGGAAAAGCGCCUCCGGAUUUUCUCGAGAUCCCUGGUCUGCGGGACCUUGCUGUUGCUGAAUAUAGUGACUGGCAGCAAUCCCAAGUGAAUGAUGAGAAACUAAAGGCAGAGUUUCGCAAAGCUCGCGAUACUGCCCUCGAAGAUGGACUGGAUGUUGUGCAGAUCCACAAGGAUCAGGAUCCGGGCUUUUUCAUCAGGAAUGGCAUCAAAAGAGGCAUUGCUCGUCGUUUUGUCGGGGACAUCAAUUAUUGGGUCGAGCAUUGUAAGUGCGGCAUAGAACAUAGACUAUAG
Molecule: messenger RNA, 1236 nt
Organism: Penicillium arizonense
Lineage: Eukaryota; Fungi; Ascomycota; Eurotiomycetes; Eurotiales; Aspergillaceae
Exons: 2
Coding region: 1-1236 (411 amino acids)
Source: RefSeq, a predicted model, not a curated record